Molecule: messenger RNA, 4298 nt
Organism: Pelmatolapia mariae (spotted tilapia)
Lineage: Eukaryota; Metazoa; Chordata; Actinopteri; Cichliformes; Cichlidae
Product: potassium voltage-gated channel subfamily H member 5-like
Exons: 12
Coding region: 34-3216 (1060 amino acids)
Biological process (GO): regulation of membrane potential; potassium ion transmembrane transport
Cellular component (GO): plasma membrane
Molecular function (GO): voltage-gated potassium channel activity
Source: RefSeq, a predicted model, not a curated record
GCAGCGCCGAGUCUCUGACCUGAAACCUCCAUAAUGCAUGGGGGCAAGAGAGGGUUGGUGGCUCCACAGAACACUUUCCUGGAGAAUAUAGUCCGGCGGUCCAGCGAAACAAGCUUCCUGUUGGGAAAUGCACAGAUCCUGGAGUGGCCAGUCGUUUACAGCAAUGAUGGAUUCUGCAAGCUGUCUGGAUACCACAGAGCAGAGGUGAUGCACAAGAGCAGCACAUGCAAUUUCAUGUAUGGUGAUCUGACUGAUAAAAAUACGAUAGACAAAAUCAAACAAACAUUUGACAGCUAUGAGUCUAAUUUCUAUGAGGUGCUGCUGUAUACAAAGAAUAAAACACCAAUAUGGCUUUACAUGCAGAUAGCCCCAAUCAGAAAUGAAAAUGACAAGGUGGUGCUUUUCCUCUGCACCUUCAGAGACAUCACCCUGUUCAAACAGCCAAUUGACGAUGAGUCCACAAGAGGGUGGACAAAGUUUGCCAGGCUCACACGAGCACUGGCCAACAAUCGAAACCUGGUGCAGCAGUUAACACCGCUCAAUAAGUCAGAGGUCAGCCACAAGCCCUCUAGACUGGCUGAGGCUCUCCAGCUGGGAUCAGACAUUCUCCCUCAGUACAAGCAGGAGGCCCCUAAGACCCCUCCACACAUCAUCCUCCACUACUGCACUUUCAAGACCACUUGGGACUGGAUCAUCCUCAUCCUCACCUUCUACACUGCCAUCAUGGUACCCUAUAAUGUUUCCUUCAGGACCAAGCAGAACAACUUGGCCUGGCUGGUUGUGGACAGUGUUGUCGAUGUCAUCUUUUUGAUUGACAUUGUGCUCAACUUCCACACCACCUUUGUGGGUCCAGCUGGAGAGGUGAUUUCAGAUGCCAAGCUCAUAAGAAUGAAUUACCUAAAGACGUGGUUUGUCAUUGACCUGCUGUCCUGCCUGCCCUAUGAUAUCAUCAACGCCUUUGAAAACGGUGAUGAUGAUAUCCUCACACAUGCCUCUUCCACGGGUCAUCUUCAUGAGUCACAUUUCCACAGAAAUAGCACACGGACUGAAGACUCCGUUCUCCCAGGUCUCAGCAGUCUCUUCAGUUCCCUUAAAGUCAUCCGCCUGCUCCGUCUGGGCCGCGUAGCCCGAAAACUGGACCACUACCUGGAGUAUGGAGCUGCAGUCCUGGUCCUGCUGGUGUGUGUCUUCGGCCUGGUGGCUCACUGGCUUGCCUGCAUUUGGUACAGCAUUGGGGACCACGAGGUCAUUGAUGAGACCACCAACACCAUUAAGACAGACAGCUGGCUCUACCAGUUGGCACUGAGUAUUGGAACUCCUUACCGCUACAACACUAGCGGUAAUGGCCGGUGGGAAGGAGGUCCUAACAAGGACACGCUGUACAUUUCUUCUCUCUACUUCACCAUGACUAGCCUGACCACCAUUGGAUUUGGUAACAUUGCUCCAACAACAGAUGGCGAGAAGAUUUUCUCCGUGGCUAUGAUGAUGGUGGGCUCGCUGCUAUAUGCCACAAUCUUUGGAAACGUCACCACCAUCUUCCAGCAGAUGUACACCAACACAAAUCGCUACCACGAGAUGCUCAACAAUGUGCGUGACUUCCUUAAGCUUUACCAGGUUCCCAAAGGUCUGAGCGAGAGGGUCAUGGACUUCAUCGUCUCCACCUGGGCCAUGUCGAAGGGCAUUGACACAGACAAGGUUCUCUCCAUCUGUCCUAAAGACAUGCGUGCAGACAUCUGCGUCCACCUCAACAGACAGGUGUUCAAUGACCAUCCAGCUUUUCGCCUGGCAAGUGACGGCUGUCUGCGCUCUCUCGCCGUGGAGUUUCAGACCACACACUGUGCACCUGGAGACCUCAUCUUCCACAUCGGGGAGAGCGUUGAUACGCUCUGUUUUGUAGUCUCGGGUUCACUCGAAGUCAUCCAAGAUGAUGAGGUCAUCGCAAUACUAGGUAAAGGUGACGUGUUUGGAGAUGCAUUCUGGAAAGAGACCACGCUGGCUCGAGCCUGUGCGAAUGUGCGUGCUCUGACGUACUGCGACCUGCACGUCAUCCGGAGAGAGGCUCUGAUGCGGGUGCUGGAGUUUUACACCGCAUUCGCCAACUCUUUCUCCCGCAACCUCAUCCUCACCUGUAAUCUGCGAAAACGGGUCAUCUUCAGGAAGAUUGCCGAUGUGAAGAGGGAGCAGGCGCAUCAGAGUGACGUGACUCUGUCCAUUCCCGAAGACCACCCGGUUCGCAAGCUGUUCCAGAAGUUCAGACAGCACAGAGACUCUCAAACAGGAGAGUCCAACACUUACUUAGAUCACAACUGUGUGCAGGUGGAGAUGCAGCAGCACCCCCAGCACCACACUGACUCAAACUCUUACACUCAGCCCAGUCACUCAGCAUCUCCUCAGCAGCGGCAGGAGAACACCUCAGCAGGAGGGGGGAACAGUUGCAACAUGCCCGAAAAGUCAGAGCAAAGGUGCACAAUGGAGGCGGUGGGGUCUGCAUCAAAGCCUUGUCCAGAGAGCCGGUUUGGUCAGAGCAGUGGUGCAGGUGGAGAGGGUAACGCAGGGAGCGGCAGAGGUGUGAGAGGCUGGGCAAAGUUUAGAAAUGCCACAACUGCUGAGCCAGCACGUCCUCCUGUCGAGCAGGAGAAGCAGACUCAGAAAGCAGACGAGUGGCCGAAAGGAUCGCAGUCCUCAGAACAGAUCGCAGCCCCCAAAAAGAACCACGAAUCAGGGGGAGGUGGAGAGAGGGGAAGCACAGAGGGCAGCAACAGUGCAGGUGAGGAAACAAGCGCCCUGCACAAAACCGACUCCUGCGACAGUGGUAUCACAAAGAGCGAUCCACGCAUCGACCGAGCAGGAGAUUCAAGAAGCUCCUUCGAGCGAAGCCCGAUGGAACGGAGCCCCAUGGAGAGAAAUCCAUUCGAGCACAGCCUCGGGGUUUACGCCGAGGUCUCCCUCAGACACUCAUUCGUGCAGCCGCUGUCUGAACAAGCACUGCUUCAAGCGACGCUCCACGCGGCCAAGCUGGAGCUGAAAGCAGACAUUCAGAUACUGAGCGGGCGACUGUCGCUGCUCGAGGCUCAGGUGAGCGAGAUCCUCAGGCUGCUGUCGGUAAAAAGACUCUCACUGCCGCCAGCGUCCUCUCCAAAAGCAAGACGGAAAAGUCAAGACUCGGUCACCGCCUCCAGGCCGGCUUCACCCAAAACAGACGACGAGGAUCUUUAAAUUUUCUCACUUAAUAAAAAAAUAAAGGAUUAGAUAAGCAUUGUGCAUGUCCUGCUGGACUACAAGUUUUAAUACUUGAUUGCAUGCAGAAAUGUUACCUUAGCACCACAAGAAUCCAGGGAUUUAUCUUAUACUGUAGCUUUUAACUUAUGAGACACUUGUGUGUGAGAGGAAGCAGGGACAAGUAAUGAACAACAAGCACAAAAAGGAAAUGAUGCUUGAUGAGGUGCUUGGCAAAACAUGCAAGUUUGAUGAAAAUAAGAUGGAGGAGUUCUUUACGUUUCUGGAAGUCAGUUUACAGUUUUGAGGGGUUUUUGUUUGUUUGUUUUCUUGGUAGAAAACCUUGAAGUUCACAUUUCUAUUUUGUGGACAAGCUGAAGCUCAGUGAGCAUUUCAACAUGCACAGUGUAUUAUAAAUACACAGCUUUAUCUUAUUUAGGAGGGAAAUCCAGAGUUUUUGUUGCUCAUCCUCAGUGGAGCGACUACCUUCAGAGUUAAUUAUCAGGUAAUUAAAUGUGCCUUACAAUAGCAAAGCCUCACUGCGAGCUGUUUUGAUGAAAUCUAAUGUUAUAUAGACAUAUAUAUCUAUAUGCAUUGUCUUAUUUAAAAACUCAUUUCCCGUGCAUGUAAAAAUAAAGGACAGCAAUGCAAUAAUUCCACUUUUACAUUUUUGUUAAAGGUUUCUUUUCCUUCAGGAUGCAAACAUGUCACCAGGUUAUUGCAGCAGACUCAUUGUGAAUUUUUCUUCACGUAGCUUUGCAUCUUGCUCAGGUAUCUUUGUUCUCAGACUGAAUUUGAACGAUUUCUAUUUAUUAGCCAUUUUGUAAGAUAAAUGGUACUGCAUAUCCUGUUUUAAUCAUUUAAAUGAUGGUUCACUAUGCAUAUCUAAAGGGAAAGUGCACUAAACUCAGUUUGUUCAUAUUUUUUUUGGUGGAUUAUAAAACCACUGGGCAAAUUCUGUGUGAACUGUAAGGUUCCAAGCAUGUGACUGUUAAGUAUGUCUGUUCUAUGUUACGUUCAGAGACGACCUUGCAUGCAUCCGAGGGAGCCUGUCAACUGUGAAAUGAGUAAUGAAAAGUAAU